CGGACGGACGACUAUAUUAUAAUAUAACUGCACACGUACACCUCCCCUCCUGGUGACAGAUUAUUCGGUUUUGUGGAUCUAAAAAAACAAAGCAACAAUGGCCGAGGAAUGCGAGAGUUUGGAGAAAAUACUGGAGGAUCAUCUGCCAGCCGAUAAGUUAGCAGAAGCUCGACGAAUCAUCUAUGGCCAAGAUGGAUCGAAAUCAAAGCCCUUAGAGUUACCAGAGGAAGCAGUUCGUCUUGCGAAGGAGAGAGAUUUUGAGCUUGUCGGACAUUCCAUUUCAGCAAAGCCAGAAGAGCUGCGCCAACCUCGUAUCGUGCGAAUUGGUUUGGUCCAAAAUAAAAUCGUUUUACCAACAUCAGCGCCCAUCAAGGAUCAGCGUGAUGCUCUACACAGGCGUAUAGGUCAGAUUGUAGAAACAGCGGGGCAAUGCGGAGUGAACAUCCUCUGUUUACAAGAGGCAUGGCAUAUGCCAUUUGCAUUCUGCACUCGAGAAAAGGAACCUUGGUGUGAGUUUGCCGAGUCAGCCGAAGAUGGACCAACGACUGUGUACUGUCAAGAGCUUGCGAAGCGCUACAACAUGGUUAUUUUGUCAUCUAUAUUGGAGAGGGAUUCAACUCAUAGUGACACUAUCUGGAAUACUACAGUUGUGAUUUCUAACUCUGGCGCUGUAAUUGGCAAGACUCGCAAAAAUCACAUCCCGAGAGUUGGUGACUUCAAUGAGUCCACUUAUUACCUUGAGGGGAACACUGGACACAGAGUCUUUGACACACAGUUUGGUCGCAUUGGAGUUAACAUCUGCUAUGGACGUCAUCAUCCUCUAAACUGGAUGAUGUAUGGACUGAACGGGGCGGAGAUCGUCUUCAAUCCGUCAGCUACCGUUGGAGCAUUGAGUGAACCGAUGUGGUCUAUCGAGGCUCGAAAUGCAGCCAUCGCAAACACCUACUUCACUGCUGCUAUCAAUAGAGUGGGCACGGAAGUGUUUCCAUCUGCCUUCACUUCUGGUGAUGGAAAAAAAGCUCAUAAUGACUUUGGUCAUUUCUAUGGAUCCAGUUACGUAGCAGCUCCGGAUGGAAGCCGCACAAGGGGAUUAUCUCGUACAAGGGAUGGACUUCUGGUAGCUGAGGUGGAUCUGAACCUUGUACGCCAAAUCAGAGACAAGUGGAGCUUCCAGAUGACUGGACGUUAUGACAUGUACGCCAAGUCAUUGACUGAUGCAGCAUCUCUAGACUUCAAACCCAACAUCAUUAAAGAGUAGAAAAGAUGUGCCUUCCAUCCAAUGAGAGACUUUUUGGAACUCUAGGUGGCAGCGGACAUACCAGGUAAUGAUCAGAUAUUUGCAUAAGUGAGCAAGUGCACUCUUUCAAGAAGAAUGGAAUGUCUGCUGCCACAAAUAAUGAACAAUGAUACAGUCUGGUUACACCACUUAGAGGUAGUACCUUUAAAAGAUCCCUGUAUUGUGCCUUAUAUUGUUUUUUGGUUUGGGGAAAAUCAAUUCGAAAAUCUCAACAAAGUAUUUGAAGAGGAGAAGGUGUAGAAGUUGAGUCAAUCAUGAAUUACUGAACCACAUGUGAUUUUGUAAGCAAAUUUUCUCCUUGUUGUAUAUUACAAAUAAAUAGAUGAUGUAUUUUAGGGAUUUUUCACUACGAGAGAUAUAUACUUAAUUACUUUAUGAAGUACAAAACUAUUUUUUGAGCAAUCUAUGUUUCCAUGCUAAUUAUUUGUUGAAUGAUUGGAAAUAAAAACAAACAAACAAACAAACAAACAAACAAACAAAAACACAGACAAACAAACAAACA
Messenger RNA from Asterias rubens (European starfish), 1799 nucleotides. Its product is annotated as beta-ureidopropionase-like. The transcript has 13 exons. NCBI's taxonomy places the organism in Eukaryota, Metazoa, Echinodermata, Asteroidea, Forcipulatida, Asteriidae. Gene Ontology annotation, molecular function: beta-ureidopropionase activity. The record is from RefSeq and is a predicted model, not a curated record. Bases 98 to 1258 code for a protein of 386 amino acids.